Molecule: messenger RNA, 972 nt
Organism: Oikopleura dioica
Lineage: Eukaryota; Metazoa; Chordata; Appendicularia; Copelata; Oikopleuridae
Source: the annotation of a GenBank genome assembly
AUGAUGGUUAAACCGAGACCGGGCACUGCCGGAGCACCGGUAAAGAUAAAUUAUGAAUUCCCUAGCUGGUGUGCCAAAGCUCCGCCAGGAACACAUGUUGACGUGAUGAAGGACGACAAACUUAUUGAAAAACUUCUGAUAGACGAGAAGAAGUUUUAUUUAUUCGGUCGAAAUGCGGAAAUGUGCGACUUUGUUGCUGGGCAUGCUUCAAUAAGCCGAGCACAUUGCGCCCUGACGUACCAUAAAAUCCUGAAGAAAUCAUACAUUAUCGAUCUCAAGUCCGCUCAUGGAACAUUUCUUGGUCCUCUAAGAAUGGAGCCAGAAGUCCCAAAACAGCUUCCUUUUGGAGUGAAGGUCCGUUUGGGUGCUUCUACUCGCUACUACGUGCUUCAAGAGCCAAACGAAACCGGAGACGAAUUGGACAAGUCGAUAACGCUGCCAGAAGAAGAAGAAGAAUUAGAUAAUUUAACAGAGCUCAACACUGCCAGAAAUAAAAAGAUCACCGAGCUCAAGGUAGAAGAUCCGCAGGGCCCAGUGAAGAAAAAUAAACGAAAAAGCGUCACUUUCAAUAAUGAAGAAGAUGUCAUCAAUCCCGAAGACGUUGAUCCGUCAAUAGGAAAAUUUAGAAACGUUUGCCAAGUCACAAUUAUUCCUUCCAAGCGCAAAAGAGAAGGCCCAGCCGCCGCCAAAAUGGGAAUGGGUCAUGCUCCUCCAAGAACUCACACAGUUGCUACGCCUGUCGCCCAAUUAACACAGCCUGCUCAAACUAAGAAACCAAAACUGUAUGAUGAAUUAUCGACCCUUUCGUCGGCACCAGAUCCUGACAGUAUUGCGAAACUUCCUGCUGGUUUCUUCGAUCCUGGUGUGAAGGCUUCCGACGCAGAGGAGAGUGAUACUCCUAAAGCGAAAAAGUAUGGCAAAGAAGCAUGGCCCGGAAGAGGAAACGACAAAGUAGAGAACUUUGGCUUGUAA